Penicillium verrucosum is the source of this 1071-nucleotide messenger RNA. RefSeq lists its product as uncharacterized. The record is from RefSeq and is a predicted model, not a curated record. NCBI's taxonomy places the organism in Eukaryota, Fungi, Ascomycota, Eurotiomycetes, Eurotiales, Aspergillaceae. The coding region runs from base 1 to 1071 and encodes 356 amino acids. The transcript has a single exon.
AUGCUCUCCUUUGAUUCAGCUCUCGAAGAAAACCUACAACAAUUACGCAAUCAGUUUCAUACAAUUUCUGUCGUUGCGAGACCGAGUAAAGAGCACCGCAAUUCCAUUCAUGAAAUUGCAUCAACUAGGACCCAAGCGAGGAAACAUGGGGAGCACGCACAGCAGAUACAAGAUGAUCUUGAGUCAGCCAGAUCAAGGCUAGUCAAUGAUGGUCUCGAUCCAGCUCCUCCAAGGUCGUCUCUUAACAAGGCCAACCCCAAAGGAAACAACCCACGAGGCAAAGCAUUAGCCCGAAACCAUUCAUCCUUACGAACACCUGCCAUGGAAACUGUCAACCAUUCAGAACCAGUGCCAUACGCUGUGGAUGACAGUACAUUCCUUAAUAUUCUAUGCCCCUCACAUCUCCUUUCUUCGUCCACUUCCCCCUUCCGCGAGACUUCUUUUGAACGCCGGUUGCAUCGCGCCUGUUUGAAGAAUGGAUAUCACUUGUUGGUAGAUCCCACCACAGAUCCAGACAAUGUGAGCCGGAUGUUCAGGCUUCCAUUGACUCUGUCAACCCGAGAUUCCAUAGUCCAAAAGGUGAAAGGUCUUCUUGAAGGUGGCUUAGACGAAGCUCCAGAGAUGUGGGAUAUGCCUUUCUUCUUGCUAGGGGGCGCGGGGACUCAUUAUCCUCGGAGAGAUCACAUAGGGAAACCUAUCCUUCCUCCGAAUGCAUUGCCGGUGAGUAAACUUAUCGGUGCUUUUGUACAUAAAAAUACAGACCCACAAUCCUUCCACAACGAUCAUGACCUUCUGGCCAACCUUGGUCUCGAUGGUGAGUGGCUUGAUUCCUAUGACGUGGAAGGCUAUCUUAGGGAAAAGGGUAUCUUCUUGAGUGCCGAUACUGCAUUCUGCAGAGUUCCCGCACGUGCAUUCUCAAUGGAGUCCCGACCUUCCGACAUUAUAGGUGCCAAUGCUCGACAUGUCAUGGCAACGGACGAAUCAGCCCACAGACAUAUGCUUCCUCAUAACGUGGAUCUUAUUGAACUUCAAUCAAGAGGACGCGGAUCAGACAUACAGGUAUUAUUUUGA